AGAAAAACAAAUCUUCUUUUGGGUUCGAACGUGGCCUAUAUACAAAAGAGCUUGGUUCAUUCAUCAUUACGUUCAAGUACAUACGUUCAAGUUAAAUCUGUGUGAAUUGUAUGCCGCGGAUGAGUGAUUACGUUUAAAGGACCCCUGACGUCGAAGGAAGAUAUUCCGCGGAAGAUAUUCCCCAUUCAAAACAUCUCACUGCAGCGAGGAACAAGUGCGUAAUAAUAUCCCUCUCAAAAUCAAUAUUUGCACUGUGCACUGCCUUAGUCGAGACGAACUUUUCGGUGGAACUCAAUAUUUCGAGUGUAGGCCAUUGAAGCGCUUCGCCAGUCUAUUUGAGGAAUUCGAGUAGCUUAUACAUCGUGUCAAUGCAAGAUGAUGGUGUUUGGGUGUAUAACGUUGCUCUUAGCUGUGUCACUGGCGCAAGUUGGAUGUGGACAUAAAAUACUCAUGAAUGCUAUCCUAGGUGAGGGAAGUCAUUUCUUAUGUGCAGCCUCGAUAGGUGAACGUCUUGUUGAACAGGGUCACAAUGUUACAUUCCUCAUCAGUAAUGCUUACGCACACCGGGCCAGUGAUCCUAAAUACUCUCAGCUCUUCGAUUUUGUCGUAUUUCGUCAUCCUAUCCCAGUGGAGAAAGUUCAUGAACAAUUUGAGGCGUUCAAUGAGCGUGCUUUCAUGCCUGCUUCGGCACAGAUGUGGACCUUAACCGAGGUCAUGCGAGACGGUAGGGCUGACGAUUGCGACGCCGUGCUGGGCGAUGUCGAAAUCAUGAAUCAUUUUCGGAGUGCUAAUUAUAGUGCAAUUAUCUAUGACAUUGGUUGGUUGUGUCCUGUGAUUAUUGCCAAACAGUUUAAUAUACCUUAUAUUGCUUUAUCAGCUGUAUCGUCACCGUGUGCUGUGACUAGUUCAUCUGGAUCGGACAAUUCACCAGCUUACGUGCCAGCAAUAUUCAGUGGUUUCUCCAACAAACUGAACUUCAAGGAACGUGUGCAGAACUCGAUCGUUCACAUAUUUAUAUUACUGUUUGGAAUAUACUUUCGCAUGCCAUAUGAUGAUCUGAAAGGCAAAUACAAUAUCGCAUCAGACACCUCAAUGGACCAACUUUUUGCUCGAAGUGGAUUGUUUUUGAUAAAUACUGAUUUUUCAGUUGAAUUUCCGUGCGCCAUACCGCCUAAUGUUAUUCCUGUAGGGGGUCUUACAACACGACCAUCGAACCCACUCCCAGAUGGCCUAGAACAUUUCAUGCAAAGCUCUGGACAAGAUGGAGUCAUUGUCUGCACCAUGGGUACCUAUUUCACCUCGGUACCAAUUCAAGUCGUAAACGAUUUCUUCAAUGCUUUUGCACGCCUUCCCCAAAAGGUCAUCUUCCAAUUACGGAUCAUCCCAUCGAAUAUCACCCUUCCUCCCAACGUGUACACAUUGCCAUGGUUACCGCAAAACGAUCUUCUGGGUCAUGAGAAGACCCGUGCGUUUAUGUAUCAAGGAGGAAAUAAUGGUUUCUACGAGGCGCUUUAUCAUGCUGUGCCUAUCGUGGUCGUACCCAUUCACGGCGACCAGUAUGACACUGGCGCUAAGGUCAGCGCUCACGAGAUCGGCAUCACCAUCGAUAAGCUCACCCUGACAGAGAAGAAGAUCCACGAUGCACUCCGUGACGUCAUCACCAAUGAUUCCUACAAGCGUAACAUGGAGCGACUUUCAGCCAUGUUUCUUGAUCGACCGAUGACACCUUCCAAGAAGGCGGCAUUCUGGAUUGAUCACUUCAUCAAACACGGUGGAGCACAGUAUCAAAUACCUUUUGUCAACCUUAGCUUUGUGGAACGCAAUCUUAUAGAUGUAUUAGUUUUCUUCAUCGGAUGUUUUGCCCUUGUAUCCAUUGUUCUUGUGUUUAUGGGAAAAUUUUGCUUAAGAUUUAUCAGACAUCUUUUACGACGGAUAUCAAAAGAGAAAACAGAGUGAAUUGUUGAUAUUUGUGAUUUCGUUAUUUUUGACAAAAAACAGUAAAUGGAAAUGGGAAAUUCCUUUAAAAACGGGGUAUUUUUUUAUUUACUAUACAUUCCAGUUUAUCAAUCAUUAACAAAGUGUCGAAAUUGAUUUUCGGGGGAUAUCAUGAAUUACUACUUAAUUGCCAUCCGGGUACCGAGGUUGUGUCAUCAUGAAAAUUAAUGAGACAUGACAUUUGACUGAUGUUCAUUUCUGUUAUCACUAUAAUUAAUACAAAACAUUUGUUGUUAAUCAUAUAAUAAUUAUCUAGUCAGUAGACCUAAUGUCCCGAACAACAGUCACAGAAUCACCUAAAAGUUGAUGUAUCAGUUUAACAACGACAACUCUUCUUUUCUUCUUUUUCUUUACUCUUUAAAAAUACCUUAACAUACAUCGCUAUACGUGAUCAACUCGAAUUAAUUCUGAAGAAUAAUUGCAUGGUACGAAAGAUUACAAUUUUACAAUCAGUCUUUCACU
This is a messenger RNA of Strongylocentrotus purpuratus (purple sea urchin), 2457 nucleotides long. RefSeq names its product UDP-glucuronosyltransferase 2C1-like. NCBI's taxonomy places the organism in Eukaryota, Metazoa, Echinodermata, Echinoidea, Camarodonta, Strongylocentrotidae. The transcript has a single exon. Gene Ontology annotation, molecular function: UDP-glycosyltransferase activity. The record is from RefSeq and is a predicted model, not a curated record. The coding region runs from base 376 to 1956 and encodes 526 amino acids.